This is a messenger RNA of Peromyscus maniculatus bairdii (prairie deer mouse), 442 nucleotides long. The record is from RefSeq and is a predicted model, not a curated record. Lineage: Eukaryota; Metazoa; Chordata; Mammalia; Rodentia; Cricetidae.
GAGCGCCGCCACGCCUGGUCUUCGGCGGUAGACCGAGCUGGUCUAUCUUAGUGGAGCGGGCACAUCUCGGAGCGCGCGCCUCCGCGGCGUCGCGGUCCCUGGUGAGCCGCAGCAGGCUAGUGCCAUGAUCCGACAGGACCUCUCCACAUCCUACCAGGAGCUCAGCGAGGAGUUGGACCAGGUCGUUGAGAACUCAGAGCAGGCGGAUGAGCGGGACAAGGAGCCAGCCCAAGUCCAAGGUGCAGGGGCCUUGCCAGGUGAGUGGAUUCAGGGCGCUGGACAUUGGCUGUGUGCGGCUGCUGCUGGUCGGCUCCGCGGCUGCUGCUGGCGGCCCAGUCCAGGCGCCUUGCCAGUGGAGGGAGUGGCAGCCUCCUCUCCCCCACACGUGUGCCCUGGUGUUGGGUCUCGAGGUCUUCUCUGGUUCUAAAGCUCUACAUAUUUA